AAACAGAGAGGAUACGUAAUUAAUUUCCAUAAGUCUGUUCCUCAUCUCUCCUCACGUACUGCAAUAUAUUCUUUUGUCUAAUUCCAUUGAAAUAUACAACAUGAGAGAAGUCGCUGAGCUUGAAGGAGAGCAGAGGUGUUGGUCUGAUCUUUCUCAUGAUUUGUUGGGAAUGCUAUUGUAUUAUCUUCCCCCAGAAUCAAGACGCGCAUUCAAGGCCACUUGUAAAUCUUGGAAUACUGCUCAAAUUUCAGUCCCACCGCCCAUCGACUCUACCAUAUCGGCUUACUACUACUCUUGUCCAAUUCUGAUGUUCGCUAAUUGCUAUAACUCGAGGUAUAAAUUUUAUAAUCCAAUUAACCAUGAGUUCUUCCAUGUCAGUGCCAUUGGUUUGAAAGGUGCAAUCGUCCGCUGCUCAAAGUUUGGUUGGCUGUUGAUGUCACUUCCAAACCUUGAUGUGCUCUUCUAUAAUCCAAUCACAAAGCAAAAAAUUGAACUCCCCCGAAGCAAUUUAGCUUUUACAGCGAUGUGUUUCACAUCUCCACCAACUUCUCCAGAUUGUCAAGUUUUUGCUAUUGCAAAAACAAGGAAUGAGGUGAACAUCAUACGACAUGGGGAACAAUCUUGGCAACUACAUUAUUUUGGUAUACUGAAACGUAAAUUUUAUUUUUCCACGCAUAAUCCUGUGUUCCACAACGGCUCCUUUUAUUGUUUAGAUGAGAGUGGUGACGUUGGUGUCUUCCACCCUGAGGUAGAUGAUGAUGAUGAAUCAAAAAAAUUUACUAUUCAUUAUACCUCAUUCAAAAAGACUGGGUGGAGACAAUUAAGAAAAGGGAAGAUACGUCAAAGUUUCUUGUUAGAAAAUGACGGAAAACUAUUUGGAAUUUUCAAUCGGAUCGAUAACGGUAUCAAUAUCAUGUGGUUAGAUACUGAAAGUUGGAAAUGGUUGGCAGUUCACGAUUUGCCAAAUAAAAGUUUGUUCGUUAGUCACAGUGAGUCAUUUGCAAUCAAAGGAAUUGGUAACAGGGUGUAUUUUCCAAAAUUCCAUGAUAAGGUUGGGGUGUAUUACUCUUUAGAUAGGUUGAAAUAUUACUCUGUUGCCGGCAAUUUUUCUAGCACAUCAUCAUAUGAACUAGAUGAGGUUAUAGAAUUUGGAGUGUGGAUUCGACCCAACUUUGAUCUAGUACAUGAGUCACAGCUUCACUGGUGA
Oldenlandia corymbosa var. corymbosa is the source of this 1207-nucleotide messenger RNA. The record is from the annotation of a GenBank genome assembly. NCBI's taxonomy places the organism in Eukaryota, Viridiplantae, Streptophyta, Magnoliopsida, Gentianales, Rubiaceae.